AUGGCGAAGGGGCUCCGCAGCAAGAGCAAGCGCAGAUACCGCGCGGUGAAGCGGCAAUGCGUUGCACAGACCGUCGAGAGAGACAGGCUUGACUGCGUCAGCGCACGCCUGCAGCUCCUGCAGGAGGGAAACGACCUGGUUGAUCUAGAUAUCCGUCCGCCGAAUGCUUUCCUUCACCCAGACACAGAGGGCGCUGUUUUCCCGCAAAAACUCCCCGGGCCCCCUCCGCUCGACUUCCGCUGCGAAAAAGUCGGACUCUUGGCUGGUCUGGCGAGCACGCACAAUCGGCGCAAAUACACUCAGGAGGAAGAAGAGGAUUUUAUGCGGGCCUACGACAAUCUCCCAGGCAAGACAAACGACCCACGCACGCACUCACUGCGGAAGCAGGUGUUUGAAGAGCGCCAGGAGGGCGGCAUGAACGACGAGGCGGAUUCGCCCUCGCACGAUGAGGCGAUGGACGGCGAGAACGGAGAGGACGCACCGGCCUUCUCAGGCGCCUUUGGCGUCCCAAGCAGCAUGAUGCUCACCGACGACAUGCGCGCGAUGAUGGAGAAGCGUCGCAAGGCAGAGACCUCGAAGAUCCCCGUCAAAGUCAACCUCCUCGCCUCCAAGAAGAAGGCCGAGGCAAUUGCCGCGCGGAAGCGCGUCGGAACCAAACAGGGAAACAAACAGAGAAAAUAA
This is a messenger RNA of Besnoitia besnoiti, 681 nucleotides long. RefSeq lists its product as uncharacterized. Bases 1 to 681 code for a protein of 226 amino acids. The record is from RefSeq and is a predicted model, not a curated record. NCBI's taxonomy places the organism in Eukaryota, Apicomplexa, Conoidasida, Eucoccidiorida, Sarcocystidae. The transcript has 3 exons.